This is a messenger RNA of Pipistrellus kuhlii (Kuhl's pipistrelle), 2128 nucleotides long. It is a transcript of the gene ISG20L2, whose product is annotated as interferon stimulated exonuclease gene 20 like 2. Gene Ontology annotation, cellular component: nucleus. The coding region runs from base 230 to 1276 and encodes 348 amino acids. The record is from RefSeq and is a predicted model, not a curated record. Gene Ontology annotation, molecular function: nucleic acid binding; 3'-5'-RNA exonuclease activity. The transcript has 5 exons. Lineage: Eukaryota; Metazoa; Chordata; Mammalia; Chiroptera; Vespertilionidae. Gene Ontology annotation, biological process: intrinsic apoptotic signaling pathway in response to DNA damage by p53 class mediator.
CACCCCGCGCGCCCGCCCGCCGGCCCGCCUGCCUGCCGGACCCGGGCUCUCCGCCAGCGCCCAUUUCCGUUUCCGGUUCCUAGCGUUUCCGUUCUUAGUGGGCACGUCUGGGAGGGCAUCCUUCCAACCUUCAGAUGCUGGCCUGUGGGAUUCAGCAGAGGAUGAGUCCUCUGUCCUUUCAUUGGUGAGCCACUCUUCGCAACUGCUCUCCUAGCCAAUCACCAUCCUCAUGUCUACCUUACUCCUCAACCUGGAUUUUGGCGAACCUCCCCCGAAAAAGACUUCGGAAGGGAAUGCCAAGCACCAAAAAUUUGUCAGGAGGCGGCGGUUCUUAGAAAGGAGAGGCCUUCUCAAUAAGAAAAAACAGCCCCCUAACAAUGUGCCCAAGGGGCACUCAGAACCCGCAGAGAAAGGGGUCACUCAGGUGGGUGGCACCUGGGACUUUUCUCCCCUUCCAAAGAAGAAGAAGGCUGCAGACUCGAGCCGUGGGUCCGAGCCAACCCUGGACAAGAAAGCGUCUGUGCCUUGGCUGACCCCUGCCCCUUCACAGAAGACUGGUUCUGUUGUGGCAAAAGCAGAUUUGCUGGAGGAGUUCCAGAGCUCCCUUCCAGAGACUAAGAGCCCCCCAACUCGCCCUCAGAAGAAGGACCCCCAGAAGAACCCUAUUCAGAAGAAUACACCCCAUGACUCCACCCUGGCUCCCUCAGAGAACAAAUGCUCUGGAGCAUCCCACAAGACACCAAGGAAGAUGGUGGCGAUUGACUGUGAGAUGGUGGGCACCGGACCCAAGGGCCAUGUGAGCUCCUUGGCUCGAUGUAGCAUCGUCAACUACCACGGGGAUGUGCUCUAUGAUGAGUACGUCCUCCCGCCCUGUCCCAUUGUGGACUACCGCACCAGAUGGAGUGGUAUCCGCAAGCAGCACAUGGUGAACGCUACGCCCUUCAAGAUCGCUCGGGGCCAGAUCUUGAAGAUACUCACAGGGAAGAUAGUGGUGGGACAUGCCAUCCACAAUGACUUCAAAGCCCUUCAGUACUUUCACCCCAAGUCUCUCACCCGCGACACCUCCCACAUCCCUCCUCUCAACCGGAAGGCGGACUGCCCGGAGAAUGCGACCAUGUCUCUGAAGUACCUCACAAAGAAGCUGCUGAACCGGGACAUCCAGGCUGGAAAAAGUGGGCAUUCCUCUGUGGAAGACGCUCAGGCCACCAUGGAGCUGUACAAGUUGGUUGAAGUUGAGUGGGAACAGUACCUGGCCCAGAAUUCCCCUAAAGAUUAGCAGCAGUGGGGACAGCGGCGAUGAAAGGAGAAAUGGCAGUGGACCAGUGGACGGCGCUACCCGCUCCGCACCUUUGGAAGCUAAAGUUGUUGGGGGGAGAGAGGCUCUACCCCAGACUUAAUAUCCACUGAAAUCUCACCUCAGGUGUUGUGUUCUGUGUCCGGCUAAGUAUCCCAUGGAAGGAGGACGUUUCCAUGCCAGCCCUCUACUGUUUACCUCUUAAAUGGUGCUAACCACAGGCCCCCACCUGCUUUGUUCUACUUUCAAGGGCAGGGCAUACUGGGAAAUUUAGUCUCCCAAACUGCCUUGUCCAAGGGUGUUGUAUGCCUUUUGUUCUCAAGUGGUUAACAGCACCCCUUUUCCUCUCAGAAGUAUCCUCGUUGGAUGAUAAAUUAUAUAAUCACAUUACAUAUCAGAGUCUACAUCUAGUUUGUGGCAGGAUAUUGCCUGCUUAUCCCACCCUGACUUCCAGAGAAGCCAUCCUUGGUGAGGUUUAGUACGUAGGAUUACAAGGCAGAAGUAAGAGUGUGACUUGGAAGUCAACUUUUAUGAUUUAGGAAAGCUAUCUCUUCCCUAAAGCAUGAGAGGAUUUAUUUAACUUAGAUCCCAUUUGGUAGGUUAAAAGAUUUAAAAUGUUUAAAUGGUCUUAGUCCUUUUUUUAAAAUUUUCUGUCAAAGGUAAAAAUUUUAUUUUUUAUUUUUAAAUAUAUUUUUUAUUGGAUAAUAUUACAGAUAUCUCCUAUUUCUCCCCUUACCCCAUCCUCUAAAAGUUUUUAGUCUUUUACUUUUCUAAACCAAGCCUCUAAAAACUCAGAUUAUUCCCUUGAUAAAUAUUUUUCCUGAUAAAUUUUAA